AUGGUGGACACUUCCAAGAAGCGGAAGCAAUCCUCAGACACGGCACCAGCUGCAAAACGCCCCCGAUUCCCCCAAAGACCGCACCACAAUAUCCCCACGACGCCGACGAGUACCGCGUAUCCCAAUGGCGAGGUCAACGUCAAGAGCUUCCUCAAAUCGCACGAGAACGAGAUCAAGUCGCUCGAAAAUGCUAUGAAAGCCGCGAAGAAGGGGUUGGCUAGAAGAGCUUUCCAGGACGUGCCGAGAGAGCUGCGGAGAAGGACGGCGAGCCAUAAUCCGCAACGCGUGCCGAAGAGGCUGAGGGCGCGGGCGAAGCAGGAAGCGAAGGAGGAUAAUACACCGAUAUCGAAGGGGAAGAGUGGAAGUGGUGUAGGGAAGGGGAAGAAGAAGUGGUUGAGGAAAGAGGGCAUUGAGAAGAGCAGGCAAGCUUGGGAACGCAGGGCAACGAGGAGGAAAGAGAAGGGUGAUGCCGCCGUCACGGUUGAGCCUACGGAGGGAGUAGAAACAGAGAAGGGGGAGUCAGGAGAUGCCUCGAAACAGCCAACAAAGCCCAAGAAGAAGCGCCCAAAGUUCCCAGCUUUGGCCACGCCGGAGACCCCGCCAUCUCGGUUUCGCAGGCGCCAAAAGAACAAAACGUGGCUACCCACACACCUGUGGUAUACGAAACGUGCGCAUAUGACUCCUCCGAAGGAGCCUCUCUGGCGGUUUGCGAUUCCGCUGGCGCCUGUUGUCAAGGCGUAUCGUCUGACUCACCGAGCUGCAACAACGAGAGGAGCUGUUGCGUGGGAUAUGAGUUAUAUGGCAACUAUAGGCUUAGAGGGUGUAGAAGCUUGCAUCGUGGGGUUGUUAAAGGGACUUCACUUUGCUCAAGACGACGAGGAGGACCUUUGGCAGGACAGAGGGAGAGCGAAGAAGUGGAGGAAUGGCACAAGGGUAUGGGAAAGCUGGAUCUAUGAGAGAGAGGGUAUAUCUCCGAAAAAGAUCGCUGUUGUCACGGUUAUCUGGAACGUUCCGGAGGCCGAGAGUAAGAAGAGGAAGGCUUUCAUCCGGAUCCAUCCGAGCGCGUUCCUACAGCUAUGGAACGAGGUCAUCAGGAUUUCGAAAGUGCAGAAGCCGGCCAUCACCGUGGAGGAUCUCCGCUUUGAGAUUGGGUCGAUCGAGAUCAUGGGACCUGCCGCCGCGGAAACGCUCUGCUCGAUCCUUUCCCCGACUGCCACCACAGAACUACCUUCUGGUGCGCCUCAGGCUGCUUGGCCUACACUAGCUACCGUCACAGAUCCCGGUGUACUACCACCAGGGGCGCUCACAGCCUUUGCAAUCUCUGAUCCUCGCCUUCGGGAUCCGCCGACGACUGCGCGAUUACCGCAGGACGCGGCAUCGCAAGCUGCGCUAACUGAGACACUUGCGAAUUGGCCAAUUGAUGACACUCAAACUCCUCCAGCUAUCUUCUGUCGCGACGCUAGACUUGCUUCGGCGCGGGCUCUUCCUUCGCAGAAAUCGAUCAACCGCCGGAAAUCUGCAAACACGCUUGGCGAGUACCCAGAGCCAAGAUCAACAGACCCUCAGAUACCCAUGCUCACUUAUGUCUCGAGAAAAAGCAAGUCAUGGAUAGUUCUUCUUCCCUGGAAGUGUGUCCUCCCCGUCUGGCGAGCAAUGAUGCGCUAUCCCGUUUCGACUGGAGGCAAUCCUCGGUUUGGGGGAUUGAAGGAGAAACGCCAGGUCGACUUUGAGCGUUCAGUACCUAGCUUUCCUUUCGAUCAUCCUGGUACCGAUGCAGGGUGGGACUGGGAGUUGCAAGAACGCGUCGCGCGAGAGCACGACUGGACAAAGCGGCCCAAAGGGAAGAGAAUCGAGUGGUGUACCAUUGAUCUCGGGAGUGAGAGGAAAGGGGAGAUAGGCAAUCCCUGGGCUUGUGAUUGGGAGAGGCUCCUUCUACAAUCGGACAAAGAGGAAGCGAGAGAGGGUAGAGAAGAGGAGUCGGCCAAAUCGCCCUUCCGCCAAGUCCCUUCGCAGCAUGCGUCAGAAUUGAUUGCGGGAUGUCCUUCUUCUACCGACUAUCUCGCGCUACCGCGCCUCUUUACUGUCAAAAUCAGUAUGACACAGCGCGGUACUCCCACAAACUGCGCUCGCGUAUACCGUCUGCCGACGAACAAUCCAGAGUUGCGCAGUAAAUGGCUCGCUCUACCGCGGGCUUUGCGGUCCACAGCUCCCCCAAAGUCCGCUGGACCGAAAGCCCCGAAUCCCAAGGCGAAGGAUAUGCCCAAGCAUAUUCGACACAAGCAUCUUGCGCAGAGUCUCCUUGAACCUCCGCAACUCGACGACGGCCCUCUGAAUGCAGGCGAUGGAGAUUACCCCGUUGUCCCUGAUGAGGAGGACCUGAUCGGCUUUGUCACCACUGGGAACUACAAUCUGUCUGAAGGGAAGCCCACAGCAAUUGCGAAUUUAGCGCUGCACAGGAGGAGGCCCAGUGCAGUUCAACCACGCAUAUCCCCGGAUACGCACACGACAACCCGCCGCCGCUCAGCAGAAAUGUCUGAGGACCAGCCGGCGGACGGGCACGGCGGAGGCGGCGAGUCGGCUUUCACGCUGGGCCCAGAGGUGUUGGCAGACCUGACCAAAGACAUCCUCGAAGACUGCAUACACAACAUAGUAUACAGCACCGCGCUGUCAUGUCACCGCUCCGAGAAGCUCCUCCGCAUGCAGUCUGCGGCGACGCAGGCCGAAUCCCUCGCCCUCGCCACCAUCGAGCCGCAGUCGCAGAAGAACGCGAGUAGCCAGCCAUCCGUCCCGACCGCCGAGACCUCCGCCGCGAAGUACGAGAACGGGCGCGUGUUCCUGAAGGGCAACCCGCUCAAGACGACGCCGGAAAUCAUAUGCCCGCACUGCAAGCUGCCGCGCCUGAUGCACCCCAUCAUGGGCAAGGGCAUGCAGAACCCUGACCUCACCAAAGAGUACUGCAUGCUGUAUCCGUGGGUGCAGAGGCAGGGCCACGAUGUAUACGGCAACCCGUUCCCGACCGAUAUGGCUAAGAGCAAGAAGGAGCGGGAGCUGAUAAAACAGCAGCAGAAGAAUGCGGAGAAGGAGAGCGUGGGGACGCCAGGGUCGCAAGACACAGAUAUGGCGGGCGGAGAUACACAGGGCAAGGAGAUAAAGCUCAACACGGGUGGCAAACCGGCGUCAUACAUACCGUGGCACACAUGUCCGAACUGCAAGCGCAGUCUGCUCAUCACAAGAUUUGCACAGCAUCUAGAGAAGUGUCUCGGUAUCAGCGGGCGACAGAGCUCGCGGAACGCCAUGGCGAAGCUCGCAGGGCAGAACGGCAAUGGAAGCAGCACCGGCAUGGGCAACACACCGCUAGGGAGCCGGAUGGGCACACCAGCGCCUGGCUCGCAGAGCGAUGCGGCAGUCGCCAAGAUAAAAGGCAAGGGCGUCAGCCCGAUCAAGAAGGCCGCCGACGAUGACGAUGAAGGUGAAAACGACACGCCCGAGAGGAAGAAAAAGAAGAAGAGCUCAUACAUCAAGAAAGCGGACCGGGAAAAGAUGGCGAAAGACGGCAGUAGCGGCACGCUCAAAGUCAAGCUGAAGACGAAACCGGACCUGGAGCGGAGAACAAGCGAGGGGGUGGAGAAGACCGAGGGCAAGAGGGAUAGAGAGGGCGAUUCGAUUGAUCCGGAUGGAGCGCCAAAGGCGAAGAAGAUAAAGCUGAAUCUGGGGAAGGCGGGUAGUCUGCCAGUACCCGCUUCGCAGGAUUCGCAAUAG
Trematosphaeria pertusa is the source of this 3759-nucleotide messenger RNA. RefSeq names its product ribonuclease P complex subunit Pop1. Gene Ontology annotation, cellular component: nucleolar ribonuclease P complex; ribonuclease MRP complex. The transcript has 4 exons. The record is from RefSeq and is a predicted model, not a curated record. Bases 1 to 3759 code for a protein of 1252 amino acids. Lineage: Eukaryota; Fungi; Ascomycota; Dothideomycetes; Pleosporales; Trematosphaeriaceae. Gene Ontology annotation, biological process: tRNA 5'-leader removal.